AUGGCCGCCCGCGAAGCCGAGACAAAGCAAGAAGCCAUGCAGGCCACCUCAGACCACAUCGACAGCACGCUUCCCGGUGGCGAAAAGGACUUCGUGUCUGAGAAAGACGUCAAUGGCGAUGAUCUGGGGAUGUCCGAGGAAGAGUAUGCCGCCGUCGAGAAGAGUCUUACGAGGAAGCUUGACUUCACAUUGGUACCGGUUGUUUGGAUUCUCUAUCUCUUCAACUAUCUCGACAGGAACAACAUUGCUCAAGCGCGACUGAGCACCUUUGAGAAGGAUCUUGGGCUUACUGGCAACCAGUUCAACGUUGCUGGUGCCAUGUACCUUCUGAGUUGUUGGUAUCCUCGAAAGGAGCUUGCAUUCCGCACCGCUAUUCUAUACUCUGGCGUUCUCCUUGCGACGGCAUUCUCAGGACUCAUUGCAGCCGGCGUCCUCUCAGGUCUUGAGGGAGCUCGCGGUAUCGCCGGAUGGCAGUGGCUCUUCAUCAUUGAGGGUGCAGGCAGUUUCGCCGCGGCCAUCCUCGGGGCUAUGCUGCUCCCGGAUUUCCCGGGCCAGAAGUCGGGCGUUGCGAAGUGGUUGCUCACCGACAAGGAGCAAAAGGUUGCGGUUGAGCGUAUCCGAAGGGACAGAGUCUCGUUGCCGGAAGCAGAUUCCAGCGUUUGGAAUGGACUCAAGCUCGCUGUCAAGGAUGCUCGAACAUGGGUCUUCGUGGUCAUGCUCACUGCCAAUCACAGCGCCUACGGAUUCAACAACUUCUUCCCCACGAUUGUGAAGGGCUUCAAGCUCGGCAACAACACGCUGACCCUGAUCUUGACCGCGCCGCCCUAUCUUCUCGCGACGGUCGUUGCCUUCCUAACGGCAUUCUCUUCCGAUCGUCGUAAGGAGCGGGGCUUCCAUAUCUCAGUACCUCAGGGGGUCGCAUGCAUCGGCUUCAUCAUUUCAGUAUCGACCAUCAACAACGCCGCUCGCUACGUUGCUGCUUUCCUAUACAUCUGCGGUUGCUUCUCGAGUAACGCAAUGGUGUUCAGCUGGGCUAGCUCCACCCUGAACCAGACACCUGAGAAGAGGGCGUGUGCGACAGCGAUUAUCAACCUGCUCAGUCAGCUUGGCAACAUCUGGAGCCCCUACUUCUUUCCGUCGACAGAUAGUCCGAGAUAUGUCAUGGCAAACCUGCUGAUGAUGGCCUCGUCGGCGCUGAGUAUCGUUACUUGCGCUAUCAUGAAGGUCAUGCUGACUAGAGCGAACAAGAAGCUGAAGGCAGAGGGAAGGGACACAAAUUUGUUUACGCUCUGA
Colletotrichum siamense is the source of this 1293-nucleotide messenger RNA. Its product is annotated as putative transporter. The transcript has 4 exons. The record is from RefSeq and is a predicted model, not a curated record. Gene Ontology annotation, biological process: transmembrane transport. Gene Ontology annotation, cellular component: membrane. The coding region runs from base 1 to 1293 and encodes 430 amino acids. NCBI's taxonomy places the organism in Eukaryota, Fungi, Ascomycota, Sordariomycetes, Glomerellales, Glomerellaceae. Gene Ontology annotation, molecular function: transmembrane transporter activity.